AUUGAACCAGCGGCACAGACUUCAAGAGAUACGGGAUGCCGUAUCUUCGUCGGUGGGCACUCGUCCUAGCUCCGAUCGCAGGCAAAACGACUCAGCGACGAGCGCGCUGUGUCCAUCUGAAGGAGGCGUGAGGCUCCCUUAAGACAUCGCGCCGCUGCUGCCCUUGUGGGUCGUUCCCAAGCAUCUGCCCCACCUUUUCAACUGUGAGCGAAGAGCUUACUGCGAGCCUACUGCGACAAGCGGUAUCUCAUGUUGUUCAGUCGCUUCGCCGCUAAUGGGCAUUGCCUCGGGGGCUCACGGAGUCUUGGCGCUACUAUGUCACAUGCUGUUUGUAUUGGUCUGUUCAUCACCCUGACACUUCACAAGCGAGAUGGUCGCACAUGCGAUCUGUUCGCCGUGUGCGUUGUUCGCGGGCCUUGUCCUUUCGUUGAGCUGUCAAGGGGCAGUCAUCUGAAACAACCGUGGCUUCUCCCGUGCCGCAUGCGCGCAGGCGGCGCAGUAGAGCGCUUAGAGGACAUCAUUGAUGCUGACUUGCUGUCAGCGCCGUCUACCUUGGUGAGAGAAUACUCCCAUGCUUAUUCUGAGAAUGUCAGACGUGGUAGCCGUGCAGACAAAGCUGCCGCAUUCCAUGCCUCAAGGAAACCGUAUGCAACUCUUCCAUGUAUUGACUAGAGACGGCUCGCUCCCACCACCAAACAGCACCGCCGAAUCGCAGAAGCCUGCUAGAAGGCGAUUACUAGGAGUGGCAGUGCAUCCUAAUCUCAUGCUACGGCUCCUCCCCGAAGGCAACGAUCUGACAGCACAUUGUAGGAACUCUUCCAGCUUCUG
Molecule: messenger RNA, 828 nt
Organism: Baudoinia panamericana UAMH 10762
Lineage: Eukaryota; Fungi; Ascomycota; Dothideomycetes; Mycosphaerellales; Teratosphaeriaceae
Exons: 1
Coding region: 250-672 (140 amino acids)
Source: RefSeq, a predicted model, not a curated record